AUUGUUGUGAAGUAAGGUUCUCUUAACCUUUAUCCACAAAUAUGGAUGAAAGUAAGAAAGAAAACAUAGAAAACAAACCAAUAUCAGUUGAAGCUUUAUCUGAGAAAAAGAACAAGCAGCCCAACUUCCUCUUGUCAGUCAAACUCAAAUAUGUGAAACUUGGUUACCACUACUUGGUUUCCAAUGCCAUGUACCUCUUGGUCUUACCAUUUCUCUGCAUGAUUUUGGCUCAUCUUUCAACGCUUGCCGUUGAAGAUCUCACUGAGCUAUGGAACCAACUGUGGUUCAAUUUUGCAACAGUUGUUGUAUGCUCAGCUUCUAUACUUUUUAUCAUAACUCUAUAUUUCAUGAGCAAGCCAAGAAAAGUUUACCUGGUUGAUUAUGCUUGCUACAAGCCAGAACCAUCGCAUAAGUGCACCAGAGAGCAUUACAUGCAGAUAUCUGCAAGGCUAGGAGUGUUCACAGAGGAAAGUUUAGCGUUUCUAAGGAAAAUCCAGGAGAGAUCUGGGAUUGGUGAGAGGGCAUAUGCACCCAACGGCUUGUUGCAAAUCCCUCAGGACCAGUCCUUGGCUGAGUCAAGAAGGGAGACAGAAAUGGUAAUGUUUGGAGCCGUUGAUGAUCUCUUGGCCAAAACUGGUGUGAACCCAACAGAUAUAGGAAUACUAAUAGUGAAUAGCAGUUUGUUCAAUCCCCAGCCUUCUCUCUCAGCCAUGAUUGUCAAUCGUUACAAGUUAAGAGGGAAUAUUUUGAGCUAUAGUCUUGGUGGUAUGGGUUGCAGUGCUGGACUUAUUUCGAUAAACCUCGCCAAAGACCUUUUACAGGGACACCCAAACUCUUAUGCCCUGGUGGUAAGCACAGAAAAUAUCACUCGCAAUUGGUAUAGGGGCAACGAACGGCCAAUGCUUGUCACAAACUGCCUAUUCCGUAUAGGAGCAGCAGCCAUUCUCCUAUCCAACCGAUCAUCUGAUCGCCGGCGUUCUAAGUAUCAGCUCAUCCAUAUCGUACGGACCCACAAGGGUGCUGAUAAUAAGUGCUACAACUGUGUAAUGCAACAAGAAGAUGAGAACCAAGUGGUUGGUGUCUCACUGGCGAAAGAACUCAUAGUGGUUGCUGGAGAAGCCCUUAAGGCAAAUAUCACCACACUCGGGCCACUAGUUCUUCCAUACUCCGAACAACUGCUAUUUCUUGCAACUUUAGUAAUGAAAAGGAUUCUCAAAAUAAAAAUAAAACCAUAUGUUCCAGAUUUCAAGUUGGCAUUUGAACACUUCUGCAUCCAUGCAGGAGGAAGAGCUGUUUUAGAUGAGCUAGAAAAAAAUCUUGGUCUCACUGAAUGGCACAUGGAGCCUUCAAGAAUGACUCUCUAUAGGUUUGGCAACACAUCUAGCAGUUCAUUGUGGUACGAAUUGGCUUAUUCAGAGGCUAAGGGAAGGAUCAAGAAGGGUGAUAGGGUGUGGCAAAUAGGGUUUGGUUCAGGAUUUAAGUGCAACAGUGCUGUGUGGCAUGCUUUAAGGACUAUCAAUCCGGCCAAAGAGAAGAAUCCUUGGAUCGAUGAAAUUAAUGAUUUUCCGGCUCACGUACCUAAAGUCACCCCAUAAUCUGUUAGACUCGUCUUUUCUUUUAUGUGUUUCCUGUGUUUAAUGAGGCCUAAAUAAUCAAAGACUACCCUUUUUUUUUUUUUUUCUUUUCUUUUCUUUUAAUUUUAGAAAUUGCUGUAUUGCGUGUCGUAAUAGUAACAAUAUUAAUAAUAAUG
Molecule: messenger RNA, 1750 nt
Organism: Hevea brasiliensis (rubber tree)
Lineage: Eukaryota; Viridiplantae; Streptophyta; Magnoliopsida; Malpighiales; Euphorbiaceae
Product: 3-ketoacyl-CoA synthase 11-like
Exons: 2
Coding region: 42-1595 (517 amino acids)
Biological process (GO): fatty acid biosynthetic process
Cellular component (GO): membrane
Molecular function (GO): acyltransferase activity, transferring groups other than amino-acyl groups
Source: RefSeq, a predicted model, not a curated record